Molecule: messenger RNA, 1243 nt
Organism: Ornithodoros turicata
Lineage: Eukaryota; Metazoa; Arthropoda; Arachnida; Ixodida; Argasidae
Product: lipase 3-like
Exons: 9
Coding region: 1-1071 (356 amino acids)
Source: RefSeq, a predicted model, not a curated record
AUGAAGGGUCUUGGCCGGGCCGUCGUGGUGUCGCAGCAAAAGGUGCGAGAAGAACCGGGAAGAACAGACUGUAAAAAUAAGAAUAAGACAGCUGUCCUCCUCGCUACGGGGUUUCUUGACGACUCCACCGCGUUCGUGCUCGACUUUCCAGACCAAUGCGUGGGUUUCUUCCUCGCUGACAACUGCUAUGAUGUUUGGAUAGGGAAUUUCAGGGGAAGCACACUAUAUGGGAAACGAGCGAUCAAUGCAUCGCUUCAGGAGAGCCCAGAUUUCUGGGCUUUCUCUUUCCAUCAGUUCGGUGUGUACGAUCUACCUGCCCUCAUUGACCAUGUCCUGGUACAGACUUACCAGCAACAACUUUUGUAUGUUGGAAUGUUUCAAGCUGCAUUCAAUUUCUUAGUAAUGAUGUCGGAACGUCCAGAAUACAAUGACAAAGUGAAAGCAGCUCUCUUCCUCACUCCCCUCUACAGGGCUCAACAUGUCAGAUUUCCAUUUCCGAAGCUACUUUUCACGGUAGCCGAAGGUAUCACAGCAGCCAUGUACAAUGCUAACAACCGAGAAGCAUUUCCUAAAAAUACGCCUCUCAGUAUGAUGGCAUCUCAGGCAUGUGAGCAUGGGGACGACUUCUUAUGUGCCUGGGCGGCCGACGUUGCUCUAAAUUUAGAAAGCGAGCACUUGAAUAAGUCUAGGAUUUCCGUCUAUCUGUGCCAGAUACCCACUGGUACGUCGGUCUUGAACUUAGUACACGCCUACCAAGUGAGCGUCCGAAACAGCUUCCAAACCUUGGACUGCACACUCAUCGCAGAUAAGCCAGAGUUUUGUGGACCAGUCCGCAAAUAUAAAAUCAAAAACACCAAAGUCAGCGUGGGCAUAAUCCAUUCCACUGGUGAUACGCUGGUUCCUCCAGAAGACGUGAUGAUCCUUGUGUCAGAUCUCGGUGACGUCGUGAAGUUUAGGCACCAGAUCAACGACUCAAAUUUCGGCCAGUUGAACUUCAGAACUGCAGCAUUUAUUAUGAAGAAGUACGUUCUGAAGCCAAUGUUAAGUUUCUUUAGGCAGUAUGGAAAGUGACUGAACUUGUCGUGUCGGAUAAAAGUGCGCAUUGUUCAAUAAUCCGCACCUAGCAAAAAAUUUGUGGAAGAACUUUCUUCACGAAGUGGAUUGCAUAAUGUUCAUUUUGGAGACGGGAAUUAUGCUCUGAAUUAUAGAAAAAUAAUGACAAAUAUAAAAAUAUCCUAAACGA